AUGCUCAUAGUUCAACGGCUUGUAAAAGAAAUAGACCAACACCUCAGAGACGAACAAGCAGGAUUUAGAGCUGGAAGAGGAACAACAGAGCAGAUAUUUCUACAGGGGAAUAUACUAGAGCAGGCCAGAGAAUGGAACUCCAGCGUAUAUACUUGUUUUAUAGACCUUGAAAAGGCCUUUGACAGCCUGCACCAAGACACUCUGUGGAAGAUCACGAAUCACUACGGAUUACCAGACAAAUUCAUCAGAUUGGUUCAAUGCUUAUGUAGCGGUCAGCCGGGUUCGAUUGCCGGUGGCCAGAAGCUCAGCACCAUUGACACCAGAGGUACCACAGAAUACAUCAGAAGGAGAACAGGCCACGCAAGAUCUGCCUACAACAAACUGAUAGCCUUCUGGAAUAACUCCCAGAUUGGAAAGAAAACGAAGAUAAGAUUGUUCAAUUCUAAUGUGGUCUCGGUUCUACUCUACAGCAAUGAAACAUGGAAAAUGACAAAGGGUGAUGAGCAAGUCCUUGAUACCUUCCUACACAAGAGCCUAAGCAGGAUCCUGCAGAUAUACAAAAGUACGAAACAAGAUAGCGAGAGAAAGAGCAGGAAUAGAGCCCAUUAG
This is a messenger RNA of Ostrea edulis (European flat oyster), 609 nucleotides long. RefSeq lists its product as uncharacterized. The record is from RefSeq and is a predicted model, not a curated record. Lineage: Eukaryota; Metazoa; Mollusca; Bivalvia; Ostreida; Ostreidae. The transcript is spliced from 2 exons. The coding region runs from base 1 to 609 and encodes 202 amino acids.